This is a messenger RNA of Babesia sp. Xinjiang, 2949 nucleotides long. RefSeq lists its product as uncharacterized. The record is from RefSeq and is a predicted model, not a curated record. Bases 1 to 2949 code for a protein of 982 amino acids. The transcript has a single exon. NCBI's taxonomy places the organism in Eukaryota, Apicomplexa, Aconoidasida, Piroplasmida, Babesiidae.
AUGACCCGAAGCGGCACGGGGACACGCCUCUACCUGGCAGCACUAGCGCCAGGGGAACGCAAAAAACAUACAUAUCGUUCAAUAGAGCACACGAUUGCAGUCUCAAAACGUGUUAGAAAGCGAUGUGUGCGCAAUGAACUCUACAGCGACGAAGAUAUCGACCAUGAACAGCCCAAAGACACUAACACCUGUGAUUGUGGAUGCUCAAGAGAAAUCAAUCGAAGACUGACGCUGCUAUUACACCGAUUCUUCGCAUCGAAAUACAGAUGGCUUGCAAUUCUCAAAAUAGGAAAAUGUAGACCAUCCGAACUCGAACGCGUUAGCAUGGUUAUUGAAAAACAUGGACACGAAGUCAUGGGAAAAGACAAACUUGAUUUGGAUACCAUACAACUAGACAUAUCGAGGCAACAGUGGCUUAACGAGGCGGAUGAUGCACAUAUCGUGAAACAAUCGCUCCUAACCUUCUGCGUAGUAAACAAUGUGGGAUACUGGCAAGGAUUGCAUGACGUAGCAGCAGCAUUGGUACACCUAGAACCGAAACCUACAGUGGGCGAACUUGCAGCAAUGGUUGAAAAACUUGUAUGCACAUUUGCGUCGAUACUCAUGCGCGCAACGGACGAAAUUAUUGUCAACGAUGCAACUAAAAUUGCUGCCAAAUGGAGACUCAUAUUUCUAUUCUUCUUCCCAAAGGCAGCCACAGAUCUUGAAAGACUUGCCGAUUCCAAUUCAUGGAAUAUCAACUGGUUCCUUACUAUGGGAUUCUACAGGUUCGGUUGUGCAUAUCUCGCACUAGCUUACGCUUACGCAGCAAUAGCUGCAAGCGCCGGGUGUAUGACUGCAUUCAUGUACCACGAAAUGGGAUAUCUAGGAGUUAGAGGAUAUAUGACAUGGAGACUUGCUAAAAAACAGGAUAACGCAUUGAUGACCAACAACCUAUUCGAUGACCAAAUCGAUGAUUGCACAAUAGCAAAAGCAGUUACAAAUUCAAAAAUGAUACAACUCACACCAGAUGAACUUAUCAACGUAUCCAGGAACCUAUACGACACCCUGAAUGAUGUGGAAUGCGAAAUGGCAGACUUCCCGAUGAUAGCUAUACUCAAAAUGUCCAACUUCUUCUUUAACAAAAGUCCACUCAUGCUAUACAAAAACAACGACGUGCAAUCAAAAAAUGUGGUACAGAUUGGGAUACAGGAUAUAUUCAAAACGAAUAAUGGACAAAAGUCAACCGAAACACAGUCCGCUCAACCUCAGGUCAUCACACGGUGGAUACGAAAAAGGUUCAGGAGUCCAAGACCAAGUGAAAAAAUCAGCGAUGCGUUCAACAAUGCAUUAUUCAGAAUAUAUGUCAAAAAUCUAUAUGCAAAUGUUAUCAAAAAAUCAUUCAUAUUCCCAUCAAGGUUCGCAGGUAACACUAACGCAUAUAACAUCAUCGACGUGAGGAGUUCAUAUCUCAAAUAUGGAGAACCUUUAGAUUCCUUCUUUGGAGAUAUGAACGUUAAGUAUCUCACGCAAGGAGACCUUGAUGACUUUCUCAGGGGAACAAACCUAGAUCAGACGUUCACUCUAUGGGUGAUAGUGACAGACGAUGGCUACGAUAACAUGACCGAUUCCACAUCUGUAGAGUCCCUUGACAGAGGUGUAGACAUUUACAGGAUACUGUCGAGGUCGUGUACAGGCGUGGCCAUUCUAAAGGGAGGAUACAAGGAACUUCUUAGAUGGAAAAACCUCCCAGUGCCCGCAAAAGUUAACAGCUUUCUUAAAAGGGUAUGGGAUUGGAUGCCCACAGGCAGGGUACAAGCUCCGAAAAUCGCAAUACAAAAUGUUGUCACAGCAAUCGACGGCGCACUCGGUGAUAUCUCGGAUAAAAUCACCCAGGAAGUGGUGGCUAGAAUAGGGGCGUUCAAGAAAAGAACAGUCAGAAUCCCCUGUCCCUCUAGUAAUAUCGCAAGUCACGCUAGUUCGAGGAAAACAGGGUGCAAUGGAUACGUGAUACAUAUAGCAGUUGGAAAUAAGAUGUAUGCUUCAUUCAAUUCCAACGGAGGAAUAAAAUUAAAUGGUAUAGUAUGGCAUCCGAAAACUAUAGCCAGGUUCAGAAGCAAUUUCGCUGCUAGCUUUAUGCUAUUUAUAGCAAGCAUCUUUCAAGUGGCCAACACAGAUGGUUUCCUGGAGGUUAUAACGGAAAGUGCCAGUGUUAAGGGGGCACGAUCUAUCGUCAAUCGAACAAUCUCUGAUUUUAGAGAAGGAUUGGAUGGUAAUGUACUGAUACUAUCUGAUAAUUUACAGGAAAGGUAUAACGUAAUUCCAGAUGUCGUGCUCUCGACUGUCGUCCAGAUAACCCACACUUGUGUUAUAUCACUGCAAUCAACAACCGUAAGACGCCUAGACAUCGCAAUAAUAAACGGGCGUGCCAUUAUAAAGGCGUUAGUCCAAGGUGAAAUACUUAUGCAAACCUAUAUUAACAUCGCAACACGGAUAACCGUUGCUGAUAAUGAUACAAACACUGAUCAAGAAGAUGACGAACCUGAGGAGACAUCUCAUUAUGCCAGGAGGGGAAGUGAAAUUGUUUCAGUAUACAAUGAUCCAUUCGACAUACAGUCGGAACUGCAACAUGUGGUCCAUACAAGCAGGAACGACCGCACGGUAGAGCGCAUGAUAACGCCCAUAGAUCUGACUCGUCUUAAAGCAUACGUAAGUAUGCCUUCUAUGAGCAUUGCGGCACAAGAACCUUCUUUGUACAGUGAACGCAGGGUACACGUAUUUUCUAGAAGGAUCAAUCCACAACCAAAGAUCAGUAUAGAAAGCGUAAUACCAACAAACCAUAACAAACCCUCAAAUGCAGUCAAAAAAAUUAAACAUGUAUUCGCUCCACGCAGGCAACUAAAGAAAGGUCAAGCUAAAACAAACCUUAAUGAGCACCUGCAAUCGCAUGGCUCAUAUUAUAGUUUAUAG